Molecule: messenger RNA, 973 nt
Organism: Triticum aestivum (bread wheat)
Lineage: Eukaryota; Viridiplantae; Streptophyta; Magnoliopsida; Poales; Poaceae
Exons: 2
Coding region: 167-571 (134 amino acids)
Source: RefSeq, a predicted model, not a curated record
ACCGCCGCCUUCACCGCCCCAAAAUCCCUCCCACUUUCCGCGGCGAGCCAGUAGCCAGUAGAUCCGCCCACCAAUACCCGGCAUCAAAAGGAAGGCGCCCGGCUCCGGCGAUGUCCCCGACGCCGGGGCGGGUGAGGCGUCGUUCCCUUCGCUGGCCGACCUCGCUAUGCGGCGGGAGAGUCUCAAGAAAAGUCUGCUAAGCUUCCCCGAGGCGGCGGCGCUGGACGAGCUUCAGCUGGACGAUGCGGCCGACAGGAUCUUCAGGGAGUACGACCCCUCCACCGCGACCCCGACCCCCGAAGGCAUGGUUCGCCUGGACGACGAGACCAUCAUCGACGCCUUCAAGUUCGCCAACUGGUUUUUGACCUCCACCGCCGAGGACGAACCGCCUGCCGGGGCGGAUCCGCUGGUGUGGCUGGAUGAGCGGAGGCGGACGCUAGACGAGGAGACGAAGAGGUGUGGGCCCAACAACUCGCGGUUGGUCAUCGCCAAGAUACGCGUCGACUUGCUCACCAAGGGCUACGUCGAGCUCCCCAGGUCGUACGUUGAGUGCAUCCCCCAGGAUAGAUGAAGCAGCUAUGCAAAGUAUGAUAGAUACAUUGAUAUAGAUAGACAGAUACUUUGUCUCAUAAUAUAAAAGCGUUUUUUACACUACACUAUUGUCAAAAAACGCUCUUAUAUUAUGGAUCGGAGUGAAUAGAUCACAGGAUGAUAGGUACUUCCUCCGUCUCAAAAUAGAUGACAGAACUUUGCACUAACUUUGGAUUAAAGUUAGUAAAAAGUUGAGUCAUCUAUUUUGCAACGAAGGAAUUGGUGUGAUAAAUAUAGAUACAAAACAUGAGGAUCAGUGUGCGCUUGUUCAUGAAUCGGAUUCCUUAUUCUGCAGCACUUUGUGAAAAAAAAAACAUAUGUUUCUUUUGAUCCCUAGUACCUGCCAGUGCCAUGGCUAUUGCAAUUUAUAUUACAUGUAUGA